Molecule: messenger RNA, 733 nt
Organism: Prosopis cineraria
Lineage: Eukaryota; Viridiplantae; Streptophyta; Magnoliopsida; Fabales; Fabaceae
Product: trypsin inhibitor DE-3-like
Exons: 1
Coding region: 25-639 (204 amino acids)
Molecular function (GO): endopeptidase inhibitor activity
Source: RefSeq, a predicted model, not a curated record
AACAAAAGCUCGACAUUCAAUAUAAUGAAGCCUUCCUCAUUUUCCCUCUUCGUUCUCUUUGCCUUCUUCACUUCUUUAACCACAGCCAGGUUUCUCGUUGACAGUCAAGGCGAACCCAUUGUGAAUGGUGCCUCAUACUACAUCGUUCAUCCUAUCUGGCCAGGACCCGGUGGCUUGGAUCUUGCCAAGACUGGAAAUGAAACUUGCCCUCUUAGUGUUGUGCAACUGCCAUUUAGCAUUUUCCCUGAACGCGGCUUGCCUUGGACAGUUAAAUCCCCAUCAGAAAUUGUAAACAUCACAUCAAGCACUAAUGUGGACUUCUUCUCUGUUGAGGGAAAAGUACCAUCAUGUGUUCCUGUGCCGUCCAAGUGGACUAUUGUUGAGGGAGAAGAUGGGGUGAAGUCCGUGAAAAUCAGUGGGUACGAGAAAACUCUGCAGGGUUGGUUCAGGAUUCAACAAUAUUCUAUUCUCGCGAAUAAGAUUGAGUUCUGUCCCGUUAAUGGUGAUUCUUGUAAAGAUCUUGGGAUUUCCAGAGACAAUGAUGGAAACUCUCUUUUAGUUAUCACUGAUGAUAAUCCGCUUAUUGUUGUGUUCAUCAAAGCCGAAUCAUCUGAUGCACGUAGAGCCUCUAUCAUAUAAAGUGUAAUCGACUAUGAAUAAGCAAUGUGCAGGGUUAAGCUUAGCAAAUUCCUUGCACUUUGUGAUAAUUAAAUAAAAUUACACUUCAACUCUC